Colletotrichum destructivum is the source of this 1348-nucleotide messenger RNA. RefSeq names its product Putative metallo-beta-lactamase, ribonuclease Z/Hydroxyacylglutathione hydrolase. Gene Ontology annotation, biological process: glutathione metabolic process; hydrogen sulfide metabolic process. The record is from RefSeq and is a predicted model, not a curated record. Gene Ontology annotation, molecular function: sulfur dioxygenase activity. Lineage: Eukaryota; Fungi; Ascomycota; Sordariomycetes; Glomerellales; Glomerellaceae. The transcript has a single exon. The coding region runs from base 127 to 1089 and encodes 320 amino acids.
UCGCGGAAUGCCGAGUAUAAGACUCGGGCUAAACCGGUAGAUUGGUAGAGAUAAAUAUCGUCUGGUGAACAAUAACCGUAAGUUUUAUAACGAAUUGCUCCCCAGACCCUCAUAGCAUCAUCCAAUAUGGCCUAUGAGCCCACCAUUCACGACAUCUUCGAGCCGUCGACAGGCACGUGGCAAUAUAUUGUCGCCGACCUCCCCACCAAGGCCGCCAUAAUCAUCGACCCAGUCCUCGACUUCGAUCCGGCAACGAGCACCAUCUCGACGCAGACAUCCGAUGGCCUCCUUGAAGUUAUUUGGGAGUUGGGCUACAAGGUCGUCGGUAUUCUCGAGACACACGUCCAUGCCGACCAUCUGACGGCGGCCAAAUACCUCCAGUCCCGUUUGCGGGAGGCGCAGGCCGGCGCGGCUCCAGACAUCUGCAUUGGCGGGCGCAUCAAGGUUGUUCAAGAGAGGCUCGGCGAAAAGUACGGCAUCGAGAAGGAGGAGUUCGCCAGCGCCUUUGACCGUUUAUUUGGCGACGAUGAAGUAUUUGAGAUUGGAAAGCUCGAGGCCACAGCUCUCCAUCUGCCGGGCCACACUCCUGACCAUAUGGGAUACUUGAUCGGAUGUGAGUGCCCGCGACGCUUACAAAAGUUGAUCAGAAAAGGGGCGGGGGCUGCUGCUGACUUGAAAACAGCAAACGUCUUCGCAGGUGACUCCCUCUUCAACCACGACGUCGGCUCCGCGCGUUGCGACUUCCCUGGUGGCAACGCACGAGACCUCUUCGCAUCUACCCGGCGGCUCUUGAGCCUACCUGAGGACACCAAGAUAUGGACUGGGCACGACUACCCGCCGGCGGGGCGCGGCCCUAUGGCGGCGACGAAUGUUGCUCAGCAGAAGACCCAAAAUAAGCACCUCGCGCAGAGUGCUACGGAGUACGAAUUCGUCAAGUGGCGCGAGGAGCGGGAUUCGGGGCUCGGUGAACCCAGGCUUAUGCAUUGGGCGUUGCAGUUCAAUAUAAGGGCCGGCAACAUGCCUGCUCUGAACAAGAACGGGGAUCGCUUGCUGCACGUGCCUGUCAGAAUACCGGGUGCGACUUGGUGAGAAAAUGUUUGCCGCCGAGGAUUGGCAAUAGGUAGGUAGGUUCCUUGUUUGUAGAGGUGUAUGGAGUUGUAAGAAGUUGCCGUUGCCGUUGGUGGGUGCCUAGUUGUUAAUUGGCAGAUGUCAUAGGCCAUAUUCGAAUGUUAGCAUGACCAAAACCUCUGUCUACAAAACCGAGUCUCCGCGUGGGCUAUGUAAGGUUUUGCCAUCGGGUCGGAGAAGUGAUCCCAGUGUUGGUGUUUUGGGGAAGUGCCGUGUCCCG